This is a messenger RNA of Gossypium raimondii (Peruvian cotton), 737 nucleotides long. Its product is annotated as putative gamma-glutamylcyclotransferase At3g02910. Gene Ontology annotation, molecular function: gamma-glutamylaminecyclotransferase activity. Bases 103 to 636 code for a protein of 177 amino acids. The transcript has a single exon. The record is from RefSeq and is a predicted model, not a curated record. Lineage: Eukaryota; Viridiplantae; Streptophyta; Magnoliopsida; Malvales; Malvaceae.
GAACUCCACUCCCCAUCUUUACCUGACAACCUGCAAAUCCUCUCUACUUCUUUUUGUUCCUUUGAUUUUCCCUCACUUUCUAGCCAACCAAACACCACUAGAAUGGGUGUGGAAUUGGAAAACAGUAAUUGUACGAACCUCGUGUUCACAUAUGGCACCUUGAAACGGGGCUUUGCCAAUCACGUGCUCCUUCAAGAUUUGAUGCGAACGGGAGACGCCGUAUUCAAAGGCACUUACCGUACCCUGCAGAAAUACCCGCUCGUUUGCGGGCCAUACCGCGUCCCUUUCCUCCUCAACAUGGCCGGUUCGGGACUCCGAGUCACGGGAGAGCUGUACGCCGUGUCGGCUCGGGGGCUGGACCGCCUGGACGAAUUGGAAGGCACAAGUCGCGGGCAUUACGAGCGGAGGCCCAUCCAUCUGACGCCGGCUGGGGAGGAAGAGCUAUUGCCGUGCGCAGCUCAGGCGUAUUACGCGCACAAGAGUUACGAGGAGGAGAUGUGGAAGAGGAACGGGAGAAAAGGGUUUGGGGUAUAUUCGGAGAAAGAAGCCAAAGGUUAUGUGAAACGUAAGGAUAGGCCUCAAAAUCUCAGUUUCUUGGAUCAUAUUAGGAUCUUCAUUUCGUCUCCUUCUGAUUAAAAUCAAUAAACAUAAACAGUUGGAGAAAAAUUUUGAAUGUUGUAAUGCUUGUAAAAUUUUUCUCGAGAUUUCAAUGAGAAACGAGAUUGAAUUUUCUCAAA